AUGUUGUCAUCGUUUCUUCUAAUUCCAUGCCUAACUUUUCUUGUGUUUUUGCUGUUCUUCUUUCGAUUCUGUACAACUUCCAAGAAACCAUCAUUUCCACCUGGUCCUAGAGGUCAUCCAAUAGUAGGAAAUCUUUUUCAGCUAGAUAGUUCAAACCUUCAUGAGCAGCUAUGGGAAUUCUCAAAGAGAUAUGGUCCUUUAUUUUCUCUUCAAUUAGGUUUAAGGCAAGCAAUAGUUAUUUGCUCUCCUAAACUGGCCAAAGAGGUAAUGAAAGACCAUGACUCUGAGUGUUGUCGACGACCUAGAUUACUUGGUCAGCAGAAACUGUCCUAUAAUGGGUUAGACUUAGCAUUUUCCCAAUAUGCUGAUUAUUGGAGAGAAAUCAGAAAAAUUUGUGUUGUCCAUGUCCUUAGCGCCAAACGUGUCUCAUGCUUUUCCACAAUAAGACAUUUAGAGGUGAAGAAGGUGAUGAAAAAAAUAUCCAUGCAUGCCUCAACUUCAGAAAUUAUAAAUUUCAGUGAUAUGAUAUUGUCUCUGAACAGCGCUAUUAUUUGUAGAAUUGCUUUAGGGAAAAGUUAUGAGCAAGGAACAGAAAGGAACAAGUUCGAUAGGUUGCUGAGUGAGUGUGAAACCAUGAUGAGUUCCUUCUUUGUUUCAGAUUAUAUUCCUUUCAUGAAUUGGAUUGAUACACUCAGGGGAAUUCAUGCACGUCUCGAACGGACUUUCAAGGAGAUGGAUGAUUUCUACCAAGAAAUCAUUGAUGAACACUUGGAGUAUUCUCAGAAAAAGACCCCAGAGGAAGAGGACAUAGUUGAUGUCUUACUUCAACUCAAAAAGCAUCAUUCGUUCUCCAUAGAUCUCACCAAUGAUAACAUCAAAGCGGUGGUCAUGAACAUACUUGUAGGAGCAACAAGUACGACUACGGCCUCAACAAUAGGGGCCAUGACUGAACUACUAAAGAAUGGAAACAUGAUGAAGAAAGUUCAAGAAGAAAUAAGGAGUAUAAGUGGUAAGAAAGAUUUCUUGGAUGAAGAUGAUGUUCAAAAGUUUCCCUAUUUCAAGGCAAUGGUGAAAGAGACGCUGAGAUUGCACGCACCAGCACCACUACUUGUACCAAGAGAAACAGGUGAAAAAUGCAUGAUAGAUGGUUAUGAAAUUCCAGCCAAGACAAUGAUAUAUGUGAAUGCUUGGGCUAUCCAUAGAGACCCUGAAGCUUGGAAAGAUCCAGAACAGUUUAUACCUGAAAGGUUUCUAAACAGCACUUUAGAUCUGCAAGGAAAAGAUUUUUGUUUCAUUCCAUUCGGUGCUGGUCGUAAAAUGUGCCCUGGUUUGCAUAUGGCAUUCGCCACAUUGGAUGUUAUACUUGCUAACCUUCUUUACUCCUUCGACUGGCAAUUGGUAGAAGGAACAGAAAGGAAUGAGACGGAUGCUAAAGUGUUGCCAGGACUUACACAGAACAAGAAGGAGUCUCUUCGUGUUUUGGCCAAGCGUCAUGUGUGA
This is a messenger RNA of Sphenostylis stenocarpa, 1500 nucleotides long. NCBI's taxonomy places the organism in Eukaryota, Viridiplantae, Streptophyta, Magnoliopsida, Fabales, Fabaceae. The record is from the annotation of a GenBank genome assembly.